AUGAAGAGCAAUGCCGAGGAAGACAGUGAUGAGGAGAGUGAGAUGGUGGAGGAGGAGGACGAAGACGAGGACAGUGAGGAAGACCCUAAGAAAAAGAAAGGGAAGAACAAAAAGGAGGCCUCCAAAGCCAUGGGUGGUGCCUCCCACUUGGUGAUGGGGCUGGCGGGCAAUGAUGCCCGGAAGAAGAAGGGGGCGAAGAAGGAGCAUGCCAAGGCUCAGCUGAAAGGGGCUACCAAGGCUAUGGCUGGUUUAUCUAGGAGGGAAGUGGAACCUCCCCAGUCCAAAAUGAAGAAGAGCCUGAAGAGUGCGUCCAAGCUCUUCAUGGGCUUCAAGAGGCUAGGCCUGAAGCGCUCCAAGAAGGGGCAGUUCAAGAACACCUCCCGGUUUUUCUGGGGGCUAAAUAAAUACAGCACGAAGAAGCAGAUGAAGAAGAAGAAGGCAGUGCUGAAAUCCACCUCCAACCUCAUGAUGCGCUUCAAGAGUGUAGGGAAGAAGAAGAAGAAAGCGGAGGCCAGUGGCAACCCAAAAAAGCCCUCUUUCCUGCUGAUACGGCUGGGACUGGGAGGCGAGAAACCGAAGGAGGAGGGUGGGUUCUUCAGCAGCCUCUUCCGCCGAAGGAGAACGAAAGAGAAAUUCAAACCUCGGGCUCAGAUCCUGAGCAAAGCUGCUGCCGCCACCAGCUGGCUGACAAGAAAGUUCCUGUCCAAACGGGCCAAGCUUACCUACAAUGAGAGGUCCAUGAAUGAGGCCUGGCUGUCUAGGAUUGGAGCCAAGAAACUCCCCUUCCCGUCAGAGGAUGAGAUUCUGAGGCACCGAGCCAACAUGAAAAGGUUCUCUGGAGCCAGGAGGCUCUACGGACAAGGGGAAGAGGAAUAUGGCUACCAGCCAAAUUUUGAACAUGGCGGCCUUGUGAGGCAUCCCUCUGGGAGGUUCUCACAGCCCAGGCCAAGUGGGUAUGAGGGCUCUGCAGUCCCACUGGACUAUUACAACUGUUACCAGGAUGACAGCAGCUUUUACGACCUGCAGGCCCCAGCUCAGUAUGGCUACCCUGAGGAGGAAAGCUACCUCCAGGCACCAACUGACUAUGCAGACGGACACGACUUUCAUAACAGAAGGGUAUCUGAUUACGAACACUACCCUGGAUAUGAUAUGGAAGAAGACUAUGGGCUUUACGAAGAGCCCCUGGACUACUACGAUGAUGCGCUGCAAAACCAGUCUGACUACUAUGACUGUGAAGACCAGGAUUAUGAAUCACCUUCUGGCUAUUCACCAUACGAACCCUAUGACCAAUAUAGGAGCGAUAUGGAUUACUAUGAAGAGCAAACAGGGCCAUACGGCUCUUUUGAAGACAAAUAUGGUCCUUCUGGAUGGCCCUACAACCUGAGGGUAGAUGAAAUGGGCUAUCUGGAUGAUUAUUCCCCUCAGCAUGAAAUCAGUUACAGCGAAUACGAAUGGGGCCCUCCAGCUCAGUCUUCCUAUAACCCUUAUGCGUAUCCUUUGGAUGAUAUAACAGAGAUGGAUGAGCCAGAGGAGUUGGCGGAUGAGAAUGGAGAUUAUCCUUUUAUGCUCCCCAAUUCUUCCUUCUUUGAGCAGCAGGGGAUCGAGGAAACGUUGCCUUCUAAACUGUCGUUAAACAGGAAGUUCAGGCUCUUCCCCAGGCCUCAGGUGAAGCUGUUUGGAAGAGACAAACUUGAUGUUCCCCUCCCUCCUUCUCCGCAUAUUUCUCUUGGCGGUGUGGAUCAAGAUGAGGAUGACUAUGGUGAAUAUGAGCCACUGGCGUCUCCAUUCGCCCAGUUCAGCGUUGGGGAUCCCCAACCCUCAGUGACAUACGGCCAUGUUGGCCAGGCUCAUGGCAGCUGGCUUACAAGGUCUCACUCUCCAAAGUCAAUGGGAAGCAGGUUCGACCCUAGUGGCCAGCAAGGCAAUGUCCAGGAGGCGCAUUUGCAAAGUUUCUGUCCGCGAGGAUGUGGGAGCCCCCUAGGGCAGUUCUUACAAAGAUCCCUCAUGCAACCAAAACCCAUUUUAAAACACUGUGGGAGCAAGGUGAAGAGCAGGCCUCCCAUGCCCCCUCCAGUAAGGAGGGCAACAUCUUUGUCAUGUGGUGAGAGCGGGCCUCUGAGGCCACCUUCCCCUCAGCCAUCAAUUAGACAUGGCGACAUGCCAAGUUCUACCUCUUCCCCGAAACUUAGCAGGCAGCGUAGGAGUCCAGAGAGACAGAGCUUUCAUCACUCUUCUCCACAGCCCUCUGUAAGACGUUUUGACAUCCCCCAGGAGAAAUCGCAUGACCAGCAUCCAUUUAUUGAGCCGCCCUAUAAAAAGUUUGGCCAUAAAUUAGCAGGGAUGGAGACCUUGGACUCUGCACCUUUCUUGCCUAUGAGGAAAUUUGAUUACACAGCCAGUAACAACAACAACUCCCAAAGGCCUCCUUCCCCUCAGCCUUCCCGGAGGAGCAUCUCCUCCUCCCCACAUCCUUUAAGGAGAGUGGGAAGCAGAAGCAGCCUGGAGCCUCUCAGGCCACCGUCUCAUUCUUCUGUGCGGCAGAGACCCCCUUUUCCAAAACCCAGUGUGAAAAGGCUCAACUUUAACCAGCCGCAGCCGGAUUUUCAAAAGCCAGAGACGAACAACCCCUUUCUGCAGCGGUUUGGUAGUCACAUGAUGAGGAAGUCUCCACAGCUUCCCUCUUACCAGACAGCAAUGAGACCCAGAAGUCCCCCUCCCUCACCACGAUCCUCUCUGAGGAUGAAGAACCCUCCUUCUGCUCCUCCUCCCUCUUUGAGGAGACCAGGGUCUCCAGUGGCCAGAGAAAAUGUCUCCUCCACCGCUGGGAGCACAGCACCUAUAGAUUCCACCUUCCAGCCCAUGCCAUCUCCUAGGCCAACAGUUCAUAACCCAUUCCUCAGUCAGAGGAGUUGGUCUCCACAGCCUGUGCUAAAGCACGUCAAUAGCACAAGGGCCACCUGCAGCCCCCACGCUGUGCUGAAAGGCAAAGCAAACCUGGGCCCUCAGUCACAAAGAACUGUGGCCUUCAAAGGCCCCCAUUCUGUGACGGGAGCUGGCCCCUCCUUUGCCCGGUCCCCAUCCCUGCAGGAAGCAUGCAGCAGACCAGCAAAACUCCUUACUGAGCAAUUUGAGAAUGAGGACAUGUCAGGGGAGGACGGCACGGGGAGGUACGCUGUUGUCAUGCCACAGAUCCAGAGGCUGGGGACCUUCAGAAGGAUGUCCUACAUGCACAAGCAGCACUGGUCUAAGCAGCAGAUGGUGAAUGUCCGUGCAUCACCCAACGCGUGGUUUUCUGAGAAACUGCUUCAUAACCCUCCCACUGAGAGCCUGAACAAGUGGUCAGGCCGGCGAGGAGACAGUGCCGCUGGGUACCUGACCCACAGAUCCUCAGUGCAGAACCAGGGUGGUGGGAACCACUGGGAGCGUCGGAACACAGGCAAAAAACCGCCCUGGCAUGAUAAGAUGCACUCCAUCCACAACUUACCGUCCAGGAGCCCCCAAGAAGAGCCGAAGGAAGAUGGCGUGGAGGACAUGACCCAGCUGAAGGAUCUCCAGGAGGGCGCAGUGCUGCAGAACAUCAAGACGAGGUUUGACCGCGAGUUAAUCUAUACCUACAUAGGCAGCAUCUUAGUGUCCGUGAACCCCUACAAAAUGUACAACAUCUACGGGACGGAGCAGGUGCUGCAGUAUGAAGGAAGGGCACUGGGAGAGAAUCCCCCGCACCUUUUUGCUAUUGCAAACGUCGCCUAUACCAAAAUGAUGGAUGCCAAACACAACCAGUGUAUUAUCAUCAGUGGCGAAAGUGGUUCUGGCAAAACGGAAGCCACCAAGCUGGUCCUGCGUUACCUCGCAGCAGUCAGUCAGAAACGCAAUGUGAUGCAGCAGAUAGAGAUCCUCGAAGCGACACCCCUGCUGGAAUCGUUCGGAAAUGCCAAAACAGUGAGGAACGACAACUCCAGCAGGUUUGGGAAAUUUGUGGAAAUCUUUCUGGAGGAAGGCUUGAUCUGUGGUGCCAUAACCUCACAGUACCUUCUUGAGAAAUCAAGGAUCGUGUUUCAGGCCAAAAACGAAAGGAACUAUCACAUAUUCUAUGAGAUGCUGGCUGGCCUUCCUGCUCAGCAGAAGCAGCAAUUCUGCCUUCAAGAUGCAGAAACUUAUUAUUACCUGAACCAGGGGGGUAACUGCGAGAUUCCUGGCAAGAGUGAUGCUGAGGAUUUCUGGAGGUUGCUCAGCGCCAUGGAGAUCCUGAACUUCAGCACCGAAGACCAAAACAGCAUCUUCCGAAUUCUGUCUUCCAUCCUCCACCUGGGGAACGUCUACUUUGAAAAAUAUGAGACAGACUGCCAGGAGGUCGCAUCAGUGGUGAGUGCAAGAGAGAUCCGUGCGGUAGCCGACCUGCUCCAGAUCUCCCCAGAGGGGCUGCAGAAGGCCAUGACAUUCAAAGUGAUGGAAACGCUGAGGGAGAAGAUUUUCACCCCCCUCACUGUGGAAAGUGCCGUUGAUGCCAGGGAUGCCAUUGCCAAGAUCCUGUACUCCCUGCUCUUCAGCUGGCUCACGGACAGGAUCAACAAACUGGUCUACCCUAAAAAGGAGGCUCUUUCCAUAGCCAUUCUGGAUAUCUAUGGGUUCGAGGACCUCAGCUUUAACAGCUUCGAGCAGCUAUGUAUCAAUUAUGCAAAUGAAUAUCUGCAAUUCUUCUUCAACAAGAUCAUCUUUAAGGAGGAGCAGGAGGAGUAUGUCCGGGAACAGAUAGAGUGGAAAGAAAUCACCUUCAGCGACAACCAGCCCUGCAUCGAUCUCAUUGCUCAAAAGCCACAUGGGAUUCUGAGGAUCCUGGAUGAUCAGAGCUCCUUCCCUCAGGCCACAGACCAUACCUUCCUUCAGAAGUGUCAUUACCACCAUGGCUCCAAUGCAUUAUACACCAAACCAAAGAUGCCUCUCCCAGAGUUCACCGUCAAACACUACGCUGGCAAAGUAACCUACCAGGUGCACAAGUUCCUGGAUAAAAACUAUGAUCAAGUUCGCCAGGACGUUCUGGACCUUUUUGUCAACAGCAAAACCAAAGUGGUGGCCAACCUCUUCUUCGGCCAUGCCCAGCUGGUGGCCCAGCAGAGGUCCAUGAUGGGGAAGAACAGCACAGUCACCCGGCGGUAUAAAGCACCGACGGUGGCAGCUAAGUUCCAGCAGUCACUCCUGGACUUGGUGGAGAAGAUGGAGAGGUGCAACCCAUUCUUUGUCCGCUGCCUCAAACCCAACAACAAGAAGGAGCCAGCUGUCUUUGAGGAGGACAUUGUCAGCAGCCAGCUCAGGUACUCUGGAAUCCUCGAGACCAUCCGCAUCCGCAAAGAGGGCUUCCCAGUUCGCAUCCCCUUCCAGAUCUUCAUCGACAGGUACAGGUGCCUUGUAGAUGUCCGGCCCGGCCUCACCCCAGAUGGUGUGAGCUGCGUGGAGGUGCUGAAGAAGCUGUGUGCUGUGAGUCCCACCACAUACUGCAUUGGAGUCAGCAAGCUGUUCAUGAAGGAGCACCUGUACCAGCUGCUGGAGAGCAAGCGGGACCGUGCCCUGCACCUGGCAGCGCUCAUCCUGCAGCGCUACGCCCGCGCCUUCUUCAUCAAGAAACGCUUCCGCUCGCUGCGCCGCAAGAUCAUCCUCCUCCAAAGCCAGUCCCGGGGCUACCUGGCCAGGCAGAGGUACAAGCGGCUGAGGAAGAGUCUGAUCAAGUUCAGAUCCCUGGUGCAUAUGUAUGUGAAUCGCAGGAGGUACCUCAAGAGGAAGGAGGAGGCUCGCAGGCGGGCGGAGGAGGAGAAGAAAAAGGCUGAGCAGGAGCUGACCAAGAGGGAAGUGGUGGAUGUAACGCACCUGGAAGUCUCUGCUGAGCUGGCGGGGCUGCUGGAGCAGGCAGCAGCUCACAAGCCGGUGAAUGCUCAGUGCGUCGUUCCAGUCCCUGCGCCCAAACUGCAAACGGACUCCCAGCUCACCCUGCCACUUGACAUCAACAACUACCCCAUGGCCAAGUACGUGCGGGUCCACUUCCAGGAGCCGUCGUUCGGGAUGCUUACCAUGCCACUGGUGUCCCCGCUGACCCAGUUGGAGGAGGAGCUGGUGCCGGAAGCACUCAGUCUGUUCAAGCUGAUUCUGCGCUUCAUGGGUGACCCGCACCUCAGUGGGACCCCAGAGAAUCUGUUUGGGAACUACAUCGUGCAGAAGGGGCUCUCGGCGCCGGGCCUGCGGGACGAGAUCCUGGCUCAGAUCGCCAACCAGGUGUGGCGCAACACAAACGUCAACAACGAGGAGCGGGGCUGGCUCCUGCUGGCCGCCUGCCUCAGCAGCUUUGCCCCCUCUGCCGACCUGGAGAAACACCUGCUCAAGUUUGUUUCCGACUACGCCUUUGAUGGCUACAAGCCGCUGUGCCAGCACAAGCUAAUGCAGGCCAUGCUGAGGUCCCAGCUUGGCCCCGAGAUGGCCCGGGCCUACCCACCGUCGCUGCUCGAGUGGAUGGCCAACAGGCAGAGAGCAAGCAUGGCCUUGGACAUCUACUCCUUCAAUGGUGACCGCUUCUCCUGCCCAAUCCAUUCCUGGAGCACAGGGGAGGAGCUGGCAGGGGACGUGCUGAAGCACAGGGGGCUGACGGAAGGCUGGAGGGGCUGGUCCAUCUCCAUGAAGGAUGGCACCCAGUGGGCUGAGCUGGCUGGCCACGAUUACAUCCUGGACCUUGUUUCCGACCUGGAGCUCCCCAGGGGCUUCCCCAAGCAGAAAUCUUAUUUCAUCGUUGCUUCAGAAGGGGCAGACAAGGGCAGCGGUGCCACCAGCACAGUAUUCGGACAAAGCUUGGAUUCGGACGAGGAAGUCCCUCCUCCCCCACUCACAAAGGCCCCCACUGUGCCACCUCCAAACACCCCUGACUCAGAUGGAUAUUACAGUCGUGCAGAUUCUGACACCGUCAGCGAAGCUCGAACGCACAAGGGGUUGGAUCGUUACCUGGACAGUCUGUUUGACCCGGUCCUGUCCUAUGGGAAUGGGGACUUGGAGAAGCCGGCUGCUCUCUCCCGGAAGAUGAAAGGAGGAGGCCGGGUAGGAGGGGGGGGCAGCAAUGUGGACCAAGGCAGUGCCAGAGUAACCAUGGAGAUGCCCCAGCAGACUGGUUUCCAGGAUCCCAGCUUGGUGCUGCAGCGUGACCACAUCAAGCAGCAGGCCCUGCUCCCGGCUCGUCAGAUCACCAGGCAGGCGACGGCUCUGCAGCAGCAUCAGGUGGACAGCACAGCCUCUCCCAAUGCCUCCCAGGCCACCAGCCCCAGACCUGCCGACAGAGCCCCCAGCACAGUCCAGAGCGUGCCCAGCACAGCACUGCCGCUGCAGAGGACGGCUGUGAGCGGGACACCAGCCAGGACGGCAGCCCUCUUGCAGAAAGCCGCUCCGGCCUCCAGGCUGCGGGCUGGUGAGCUGGUGCGGCCGGCCAAGCUGAGCUCACAGCACUUCCCCGAGCCCACACAGCACAUCAAGAACAUCAUUAAGCAGUGCCAGCGGCCCGCCAGGCUCCCCGAGCCCAUCAGGAAGGAAGGUGGGAAGGUCUUUGUGAAGAAGAUGGAUCCCCAUGAGGAGGCUAUGAUGAUCUUAAAGGGGCAGAUGUCAGUGGCGCCGGGCCCCCCAACAGCCGUGGCCAAGGAAGCAAUAGCCAUGGUGAAGCCUGUUACCAGCAGCAAGAGGUCUUUGCUGCCAUCACCAGCCGCCGUUCCCUCACCGGCUCUCCCGGCCGAGCACGAGCAGGUCCAGACACAGCUGCACCGGUGCUGCAGCGAGGAGUUCUACGCCUACCGCAACGUGUCCUGGAAGAUAUAUAUCAGGAAAGAGGUGUUCUAUCCUAAGGAUAACUUCAACAACCCUUUGUUGCUGGAUCUCAUUUUCAGACAGAUCUUCCACGACACGCUCUCCGACGCCUGCCUUAGGAUCACCCCGGAGGAGCGGCUGCGCAUGAAAUCCCUCUUCGCGGAAAACAAGCUGGACUCAUUCAGCCCAGUGGCCGACGACAGCGUUAAGAAGGAGAUUGUGAUUGCAGCCCGGGACAGCUGGGAGGUUUACUUCUCCCGCCUCUUCCCCGCCACGGGCAGCGUUGGCACCGGGGUGCAGAUCCUGGCAGUGUCUCACACGGGGAUUAAACUGCUGUGGCUGGUCAAGGGCACCAACAUGCCAGGGGAGCAGCUACGGGUACUGCGGGGCUACAGCUACACCGAUAUCCUGUUCGUGACCAUCCCCUCCAAGCACAUGCUGGAGUUCAACCUGACCAAUGAGAAGCUCAUCCUCUUCUCCCCCAAAGCCCCCCAGGUGAAGGCCAUGAUCGACUAUUUUAUCACGGAGCUCAAGAAGGACUCGCAGUACGUGGUUGCCGUGAAGAGCUACAUUACAGACGACAGGAGCCUGUUGAGCUUCCACAAGGGGGACAUCAUCCACCUGCAGCCGCUGGAGCAGCCUGAAAGAGACCACUGGCAUGGAUGUGUGGUCCGCAAGAAGGUGACGUACCUGGAGGAGCUGAAGAGGGGCACCCAGGACUUUGGGUGGAAAUUUGGUGCCAUCCACGGGAGGUCGGGGCGCUUCCCUGCUGAGUAUGUCCAGCCUGUGGCAGCCCCAGAUUUUAUUCACCUGCCAGCGGACAGGAAAGAGGAACCCAAGAACAAGCAGGGCAAAGUGGUGGCCUCGGCGGCCAUGGCAGUGGCCGUGGCCUCCACGGCCGUGGCUCAGGAGCUGGACAGGAAGAUCGAGGUGUCCCCCAUGGGCAGCGACUAUGCGGAGAGCGUGGAGGAGUAUGGUGGCGAGCUUCCUGAGGACGGUGCCCUGGAGGGCAGGCAGUUCCCCAUGCAGGAAUUUGCCAAGAAGUAUUUCCGGGAGGCGCAGAGGACAAAGACGGAUUCCUGCAAGCAGAAAUCCCGGAAAGGGAAGGACUCGCCGGACGUAGCAGAGAUGGUGAAAUUCACCAAGUGCCCACUCCAGGAGUCGCUGAUCGAAUUCACCGACAGCUGCCUGAACAGAGCCGCAGUCGAGGCCUUCCAAGCCGUAAUGAAGUUCAUGGGCGACUGGCCUCUCAAGGGGCAGACGGAGCUGGACGUCGUCUGUGCUGUGCUCAAGCUGUGUGCUGACCAGGAGGUCAUGAGGGAUGAAGUGUAUUGCCAGAUCGUCAAGCAGACCACAGACAACACCAGCCCCAAGAUGGACAGCUGUCAGAAGGGAUGGCGGCUGCUCUAUAUCCUGACUGCCUACUACAAGUGCUCCGAGGUCCUGAAGCCCUACCUGCUGUGGCACCUCCAGGAGACCUGCAGGAGCCCUGGGACGCAGUUCCAAGGUAUUGCCAAGGCCUGCGAGCAGAACCUCAGGAAGACCUUCCAGUUUGGCGGCCGGCGCCAAUUUCCCAGCAGCCUGGAGCUCAAAGCCAUGGUGGCCGGCCGGAGCGCGAAACGCCAGCUGUUUCUCCUGCCGGGAGGGAUCGAGAGGCACCUGAAGAUCAAAACGUGCUCGGUUGCACUGGACGUGAUCGAGGAGAUGUGCUAUGAAAUGGGGUUGCAUCGGCCCGAGGCCUUUGACGAAUAUGUCAUCUUUGCUGUUACCAACGGAGGUCAGAAUGUCCGCCCCUUGAGUAGACGGGAGUAUAUCCUUGACGUGGCCACGGAGAUGGAGCAAGUGGACAACAGCUACAUGUUCUGGUACCGGCGCGUCAUCUGGACCCAGCCACUGAAAUUUGACAAUGAGCUGUAUGUCACCAUGCACUAUAACCAGGUCCUGCCUGAUUAUCUCAAGGGGCUUUUCAACAUCCUACCUCCCCUGCAACCCAGCGAACAGCAGUGCCGGCAGGUCUCCAAACUCGCAGCCCUCCAGCACCGGGCCAAGGACAGCAUGUACCUGCCCACCGUCCGCGAGGUGCAGGGCUACGUCCCGCCCCAGUUCUGCCAAGCACUGAAGGCUCAGUCGUGGCUCAACGCAGUGCUGCAGCAUAUGCCGCAGGUCCAGGCCCUGAGCGCCCACCAGGCCAGAGCUCAGUUCCUAGGGCUCCUGAGCGCCUUCGCCAUGUUCGGCUCUUCCUUCUUCUACAUCCAGAGCUGCAGUAACAACGCCAUCGUUUCGCCGUGCAUCCUGGCCGUCAACCAGAACGGCCUCCACUUCCUCCACAAGGACACCCACGAGGUGAUUGUGAAGUUCUCGCUGAAGGAGAUUCAGUCCACGAGGACCCAGCGGUCCACAGCUGGCUCCAGCUACCCCUAUGUGGAGAUCAUGCUGGGAGACUUGAUGUCACAGAGGAUGACGCAGCUGCAGCUGGAGCAGGGCCUAGAGUUGUGCUGCGUGAUCGCCACCCACAUGGAAAGUCUGUUGUACGCUCGCGAGAAGAGACUUACCCUCCCUCCCAGUGAGAUUACGCUGCUCUGAUCAGGCGUGUUACACACACACAUGCUCGCACGCUCCCUCCCUAACAGCUACUUGAGUGAAAGCCAGCAUGGAGAUAAGCAAAUAUCUCUAUGUCCUGGGAGAGGCAACGUAGACUAAAUAUAGACACCGAUGGGACAGAUUCCCAACUGGUUUGAGUCAGCAUAGCCCCUCUGAUUUCAGUGGCUGGGGCUGACGGACAUCUGCUGAGGGGCUGGGGUGGGGGAUUUACAGACCAUAUGUGAGGUCUGAGGCGUGAAGAGUGUGGGGAAUGCAGUCUGGCCAGUUAACAGGUGAACACAGAUGCCUUAAUUUAUAUUUAAUAACUGCCCUCCUGGACAUAGGGCGUGACCUUUUUCCAGAAUCAAGUGUAUUUAAUCCAUUAUUUUAGUAGCAACAUAUUAACAGAUUGUCCUUGAGUAGGACAUGCCCAGUUUUGCACAUCUGCCUGUUCCAAGGACCCAGAAAUCUAACUGCUCACGUGCUGCAUACACCAGAUGGCUUUUACUUGUGUUCGCUCCUGGUUUUUUGGUCUUGUUUGUCCUGUGAGCUAAUUCUCGUUUUUAUAAGUGUCACUGGGGCACCUGUAUUUGUAUACUGCUCUGUAGUGCUAGCCCUGUAAAUGGCUUCCCGUUUUUGUAACUUUUUGCACUCAACGUUGCUUUGAGAUUUUAUUUUGUUUCUAAUUUGUGCAAAAUUAAAAAUUCCUUUUAAGUCCAAAGCCACCUGUCAUUUGGGUGUGCUGGGGAACUAAGUCCUUUCUCUUUCCUCAACCCAGGAUUUGUGUAGAGCAGGGGUUCUCAAACUUCAUCGCCCCCUUCUGACAACAAAAAUUACUACAGGACCCCAGAGGAGGGGAACGAAGCCUGAGUCUGAUGGAGCCCUGUCACCCCAGAGCAGGGCGCAAACCAAAACUCCAUUUCCUCAGGCCCGGAGGCCAAAGACGAAGCCCUGCUGCCCAGGACUGAAGCCCUCGGGCAGGGGCUUUAGCUUUGGUCCCAGCAAGUCUAAGCCAGCCCUGGCGACCCCAUUAAAAUGAGGUCAUGACCUACUUUGAGGUCUUGACCCUCAGUUUGACAACCGCUGGUGUAGAGCCAAGAGCAGAGCUUGCAGUCUAGUUUCAACUGCUUGCCAGUGAACCCUACUGUCAAUGCCAGUCUGACCAACUCACAGACAUUUAUGCCAGGACAAGAGUGUUUAUGGUUUACCCUAGGCUGUAUCCUAAGACAAAUGUGUGCCAGGACUAGACUAUUUACAAUCGUGUUCAUUAACUGGCCGUCAGUUAACGCAGGUUAAAAGAGGCCCCCAAACUCUAGUCCGGACGGAUCCCCACAGAACAGUGAAGCACUCGAUGGUCAUAUUUGCACUCAGGUUCUGGUGAUAUUCGAGGAUCGCUACAGCUUCUCUGCUGCUAGCAACAGAGGCGGCGCUAGCCUGGACCAGCCAUAAGUGCUUUACCACCAUGGCAACUAGGCCUUGAGAAAGGGCAGUUUCUACACUGCGAUUCACUGAAUCUAUUCAAGCCCUUCAUCUGAAUCACUGCAUUUCUUUACACGACAGAUGAUCAUGUGGUUACGGCACAGGACCAGGAAUCCGGGUUAUGUUAGUGGCCCUCCCAGACUUUCCACGUGACUUUGGACAUGUCCCCUAGGGAUUACUGUGGCAUUUAAAGCCGCAUCCAAGCUGCAGCAAUAUCGCAAGUGUUUGCCAACUGAACCCCUGCCUUAAUGUAAACGCAGAACUGAGACGAGCCUGGGUUGGUGACACGGCAGAUAGUCUGCAAGGGACUCAGAGUUAAAGGCUGCCACAAACUCAGCGGAACCAGCAUCAGCCAAAACGUUAACAGUGACUCCCACGAACUGAACCAGAGAGCUUUGUAUAGCAUGACCUCUACGUUCACCACGGACAGGCCUCACUGUAUUCCGUGAGCAGCCAGGUGCCCUGGGAGUUCUGAAAUUCCCACUAGGAGCCUAGCUGCCUCUUUAGGCACCUAAUCCUGGCCCUAGGAGCUCAUAAACCAGUGAGUUCCUUGAGGCCAACGCAGAGGCUCCAGUUUCAUAUCCUACUGUUGGCAUAGAGUGGGGUGGGGUACGUUUGAUUUGCUAGAGGCUGGGUGUGACAAGUGGAGUGGAACUCCCCCAAGGAUGGGAGAGAUGGAGAGUCUGAGCAGGGGCGCUGGCUCAGACCCAGCUCAAAAGCAAACCCCUAUAGCACAGUCCUGGCAGCCUGGAAGGCAGGAUGGGCUAGUGGGAUGGGUGCUAGCAUAUGACUCAGGAAACCAAGGUUCAGUUCCUCAUUUACCAAACUUCCUGCGUGAUUUUGGGCAAGUCAUUUAAUCUGUCAGGGGGAUAAAGCACUUCUGUGCCAGAGAGGGGUGUUGUGAGGAAUUAGAGACUAGGAGGUGAGGUGCUCCAACACUACCGAGAAGAGGGCCAGCCAGGUACUCAGGUAGAGAGAUUAGCUCUCUUCUCCAGCACCCUGAAAGGACCUGUCCAGCCUUGCUCCCACUGAAGUCCAGGACAAAGUUCUUAUUGGUCUCAGGUGCAGCAUUGGUCCCAAAAUGUACUUUAUGUCUGGUAUGAAAUUUGGGACCAGAAUUGGAAGGGAUAGGGUGUUGCCACAACUCAGGACACCAGCACAUCACUGCAGGCACCUCCCCCAGGCUGGUUGGACUGUGCGGCCUUUUUGAAGGAGAGGAUUGUUGCAGUGCUGGUUCACCCAGCCGCUGAUAAUCUCAACAAGUGAGACUGUUUGUUGGCAACUGCAGAGCGGAGCUAGUUUUGUACUCAACUUCUGUUGUGACUCACUGGCAGGAGAGGGAUUGGAUCCCCCAGGGUCUGUUCUCCUGCUUCCUGGUAAAGCAGCCCUGUGUAUGGCCAUGUGCUGGCGGGGACAGACUUCCAUCCACUUCCCUGAGAGUUGGGGGGGCUGGACACAGUAAGCAGUGAAAGAGCAGAGCCGGGUAGGGAGCGAGCUCCCCCUUCUGUCCCCGCUCAGCUGCAAUUGCUCACUGAGGAAAUCUUUGUGUGUCUCUUUUCCCUUGUGUUUCUCCACCCCGCCCCCCCAUCACCACAGACUGACCCUGCUCCUUUGGAGCAAGAUGCCAGCCUUGAGAGCCAGAUAUGGUUGUCAGGUAAGCUGAUCUUUCCUCUCGCUGGGGCUGAGACCACUGCUCCCACCAGCUGAGUUGUUUGGGUGCAAGCUUGCAUCCUGCUCUCAGACCCCCUGUUGUUUGACAAGAGACAGCUGGGCUGACCCAACUGCUUACUAGGGAUGUAAAAUGUUAACCGGUAAGCACUAGUCUUACCGGUUAACCUGUCUUAACCGUUAACAGCUGGCCGACCGACCCCAGUAGCCCGUGUUAGUUGGAGCAGCCCCAGCCGCACCGCCUGGCCAGAUCGGCCC
Chelonoidis abingdonii (Abingdon island giant tortoise) is the source of this 13809-nucleotide messenger RNA. The record is from RefSeq and is a predicted model, not a curated record. NCBI's taxonomy places the organism in Eukaryota, Metazoa, Chordata, Testudines, Testudinidae.